AUGCCGAUCUUACACAUAGUGCUGUUCGAGUUCAAGCCUACCACGACUCACAGUCAAGUCGAAGAUGUCUGCAAACGUAUGCUAGCACUGAAAGAUAACUGCAUACAUCCGGAGACAAAACAGACCUAUGUCAAAUCGUAUGGCGGAGGACGAGACAACAGCCCUGAGGGCCAACAAGUAGGAGGUCACUCCCGGCGACCCACCCAGACAUGA
Molecule: messenger RNA, 213 nt
Organism: Fulvia fulva
Lineage: Eukaryota; Fungi; Ascomycota; Dothideomycetes; Mycosphaerellales; Mycosphaerellaceae
Exons: 2
Coding region: 1-213 (70 amino acids)
Source: RefSeq, a predicted model, not a curated record